AUGCGGACUCUACACCAACUAGAUGUCAACAAUGCGGUUCUUCAUGGUGACCUAGUUGAAGAAGUCUACAUGAAACUCUCUCCUAGUUUUACCCCUCAAAAACCUGGUCAGGUGCAAGCUCUAUCUGAUUCCUCUCUAUUUCUCAAAGGUGAAGGAGAUAAUUUUGUGGCCCUACUUGUCUAUGUUGAUGAUGUUGUAAUAGCAAGUCCAAAUCAAGUUCAGCCGAUCAAAAGGCAUUUAGACAAUGUCUUUCAUAUUAAAGAUUUAGGCUUCUUGAGGUUCUUUCUUGGGUUAGAGAUUGCAAAGAAUAGCUCUGGAAUUUCCAUGACACAAAGAAAAUAUGCAUUAGAACUCUUGGAGGAAACAAUAUUUACAGACUGUACAGACUGCAAGCCAGCAAAAACACCUAUGGCUACCUCAGCAAGGUUCAGCAAAGACAUUGGUGAAAAACUUGAAGAUAUUGUCCUACCAACAUACAUAUGCAAGUAUGCCACCCAACAAUUAUCUCAAUUUUUAGAUUGUCCUACCAACAUACAUAUGCAAGCAGCUCACAGAAUUCUAAGAUACAUUAAGGCAGCCCCAGGUCAGGGUAUCUUCUUCUCAGCAAAGUCUUCUUCCUUACAGCUGAAGGGAUGGGGAUUCUUCUCAGCAAAGUCUUCUUUACAACGGAAGGGAUUCACUAAUUCAAACUGGGAUGCUUGUUCAGACACCAAGAGAUCAGUUACACUGGAGGUAUCUUGGAAAUCCAAAAAGCAGGUCACAAUCUCAAGGAGUUCCUCUGAUACUCCUCUGAUACAGAGCCACCUCACUGGUAUCUUGGAAAUCCAAAAAGCAAGUCACAAUCUCAAGGAGUUCCUCUAUACAGAGCUUUAG
Messenger RNA from Ipomoea nil (Japanese morning glory), 873 nucleotides. RefSeq lists its product as uncharacterized. The transcript has 3 exons. Lineage: Eukaryota; Viridiplantae; Streptophyta; Magnoliopsida; Solanales; Convolvulaceae. The coding region runs from base 1 to 873 and encodes 290 amino acids. The record is from RefSeq and is a predicted model, not a curated record.